GUGGUAAAAUCACCUCCGUCGCUCCUUUUCUCUUCCUCCACCCCUACAGCCCUACUCCCCCCUCCGUCGUCUAGUUCGUCUCCGAGUUCCUGCUCCUCCUCCUCCUCCUCCUCCUCCUCCUCCACCUCGUCGUCGUCCUCCUCCUCCUCCGUGGUCUCCUGCUCCGCCGCCGCCGCCAAAUGAGGAGCGCGCUCCUUAGGCACCUCUCGCGCGCCGCCGCGCUCUCCUCUUCGAGAUCGACCCGAUCCCCCAUUCCCUCCUCCCUCUCGAUCGCACGGCACUAUGCUGUUUCAGCAGCCUUAUCAGAGGAAGAAGGAGAAACCAUAACUUUUCCAAGGGAAGGCCCAGGAGUUUCUUAUGGAUUAAAUUGGGCUCUAGCUGGAAGAGGUGUAAUUGUAAAAGAUAAAGCUUUUUAUAACUUGAAGUCAUCGGAGCUUCAAAAAAGCGGUGCAACAGGAGUAGAGAGCUUGUCUGGUCUUCCUCUUCAUGUGAGAGGAAAUGUUGUUGGCGGUGCUUCUGAUGUUUCAAAGGCUCAAUUUGGAAAGCUUUUAAAACAGGUUACUUCUCACAUUUCAUCCAUCUCAAGUGUCUAUGUACAAGAUGGAGCUGUCGGUUCAUCUUCAAAAUGUGAUGCAAAGGUUCGUGUCAUCAGUGACAACCCGUCCGCUUUGCUGUCGUUCUCGAAUGUCCUCUGGAAAACACCUACCCGUGCAAUUUCCCAUGACUCUUGCCCUCUGACUGUAUAUGUUGCUAGCUCCAUCAGCCCAAGUAUCAGGGAGAUCCUUGGCCCAGUCCAACAGCAAUCUAGUGGAUUUGCUGCAGCUGAUGUGGAGCGUUCCUCACUUGUUUUAUGUGGUAAAGCUUUUGCUGAUUCGAAUAGUGUGAAAGAUGCUCUUGCAGCUUUGGCUGCUCCUGUACUAUCUGCAAGAGGAGGAGUUCCUCUUUCUGCCAGGCUCCUUGUGUCUGGUGAUUCCGUGGCUCUGCUAUUUUCUCCAGAAGAGAUUCUCAAGGACUCGGAUAUUCAAAAGGCUUUGGUUUCCACUGAUUCUGGUGUAGUUAUUUCUUCUCAUGGGUCUUCUCUGCUCUUUAAGACCAAGGAUUCUGCAUCGCCUAGUAUAUUUAAGAAGCCAGCCUCUGUGAUCUUUGCAUCCUCUGAUAGCACUGGAGCCCUUCCAUCAGUAUCGAAACUCUCUCCGGGUCAAGCUGCCUACCACUUUUUAGCGGGCUUUAAUGAUGGGAACUUCUUGCCUGCUUACACAAAGGGUCCCUCCCCAAUCGAUCCGCUCUCUCUUGCAAAUGCCCUACUUUCACAGUUGAAAGAACACAAUAUCCCAUCUUUCCUAAUCAAUGUUAAUGACGGUGGCAAGCACAUCUCUGGAAAGGAGCUCGUAAAACGCAUUGAGUCUGCUUUAUCUAAUAACUUGCCAGAAAGCAAACCAGCUGCCGAUCCCAAGGUUGGAGAUCUCAAGGGCAAGUACAAGAGCUUUUUGUCAGGUAAAUUCCAGGAAUUACCGGAGGAGUUUUCCUUCUGAGGGGAGGAUCUCUUGAAAACUGUUUUUGACUUAAAAUUUCUCCUCAAGGCAGCUCUUGGAUUUGUACAUUUAAUUUUCUUUAAGUUGUCAUAAUGAGCUCAUUGCCGUUCUUAUUUAUGAACGGUUCUCUGGUGAAAACAAACAUCAAUUUACCAGUUUAUUUUUAUCACAUGCUCGCUAUUCUCGGAGAACUAACGAGGAAACUUGUACUCGACUACUUGCCUAGUAAAGGUUCCGCUCCUCUCUCUCUCUC
Ananas comosus (pineapple) is the source of this 1785-nucleotide messenger RNA. RefSeq names its product phosphoenolpyruvate carboxykinase (ATP) 1-like. Gene Ontology annotation, cellular component: cytosol. Gene Ontology annotation, molecular function: phosphoenolpyruvate carboxykinase (ATP) activity; ATP binding. Bases 180 to 1532 code for a protein of 450 amino acids. The record is from RefSeq and is a predicted model, not a curated record. NCBI's taxonomy places the organism in Eukaryota, Viridiplantae, Streptophyta, Magnoliopsida, Poales, Bromeliaceae. The transcript is spliced from 11 exons. Gene Ontology annotation, biological process: gluconeogenesis.